CGCUUCUUUUAGCGCCCCCUGUAUGCUAGACAAAAACAUUCAGUACACAUCAGGAAGAGAACAUAGAAGCGGAGGGGGAAAGAUGGAAGUAUAGAAACGAUUAACUGACUCCAGCCAGCAUGAGGAGCCGCAGUAAUUCAGGUGUGCAGCUCGAUGGAUUCGCCAGGCUGGUUCAUGAGACCAUUCUUUGCAACCAGAACCCAGUGACAGGGCUAUUGCCCUGCAGUGCCCAGCAGCCCGACGCCUGGGUGCGUGAUAAUGUGUACAGCAUCCUGGCAGUGUGGGGUCUAGGAAUGGCCUACAGGAAGAACGCUGACCGGGAUGAGGACAAGGCCAAGGCCUAUGAACUGGAGCAGAGUGUUGUCAAGCUGAUGCAAGGGCUGCUGCAAUGUAUGAUGCGCCAGGUGGCCAAGGUAGAGCGGUUCAAACACACCCAGAGCACCAAGGACUGUCUACAUGCAAAGUACCACACCCCAAGCUGCGCCACCGUGGUGGGGGACGAUCAGUGGGGGCACCUGCAGGUCGAUGCCACCUCUCUCUAUCUGCUCAUACUGGCACAGAUGACCGCCUCAGGUCUUCGUAUAAUAUCAAACCUGGAUGAGGUGGCCUUUAUCCAGAAUCUGGUCUUCUACAUUGAGGCUGCUUAUAAAGUUGCAGAUUAUGGGAUGUGGGAGCGAGGGGACAAAACCAAUCAGGGGAUCCCUGAGUUGAAUGGCAGCUCUGUGGGAAUGGCAAAGGCCGCAUUGGAAGCCAUUGAUGAGCUGGACCUCUUCGGGGCUCACGGCGGACCAAAAUCAGUCAUUCACGUUUUACCGGAUGAGGUUCAGCACUGCCAGGCUAUCCUGUCCUCCAUGUUGCCCCGAGCCUCCACGUCUAAGGAGAUUGAUGCAGGGCUCCUGUCUGUCAUCUCCUUCCCUGCCUUCGCUGUGGACGACCCUGACCUAGUCACCAUCACUAAGAGUCAGAUCAUCUCCAAGCUGCAGGGACGCUACGGCUGUUGCCGUUUUAUCAGAGAUGGGUAUCGAUGUCCAAGAGAGGACCCGUCCCGUCUACACUAUGACCCAGCUGAGCUGAAGCUGUUUGAAAACAUAGAAAGUGAAUGGCCAGUUUUCUGGACCUACCUCAUCCUGGACGGCAUCUUCAAUGGAGACCAAGUACAGGUGCAGGAGUACAGGGAGGCUCUGGAAGGAGUCCUGAUCCGAGGGAAGCCUGGGAUCCGCAUGGUCCCUGAGCUCUACGCCGUCCCUCCAGAAAAGAUGGAUGAAGAAUAUAUGAACCCCCACACUGUGGACAGAGUAGCCAUGGGACAGUGUCCCCACAUGUGGGGUCAGUCUCUCUACAUCGUCAGCUCCCUGCUGGCUGAGGGAUUCCUCGCGCCUGGAGAGAUUGACCCUCUCAACAGGCGAUUCUCCACCAGUUCCAGACCAGAUGUGGUUGUGCAAGUGUGUGUGUUGGCGGAGUCCGUGGAGAUCCGGGAGAUGCUGAAGGACUACGGGGUUCAGGUCCAGACCGUCGCUGAGGUCCAGCCCGUCCGGGUCCUGCCUGCUCGCAUACUCAGCCACAUCUACGUCAAACUGGGCAACUGCAAGAAGUUGAAUCUGAGCGGUAGGCCAUACAGGCACAUUGGCGUUCUGGGAACAUCGAAAUUCUACGAGAUCCGAAGCCGCACCUACACGUUCACUCCCCAGUUUCUGGACAAACACCACUUCUACUUGGCCCUGGACAACCAGAUGAUAGUGGAGAUGCUGCGGACGGAGCUGGCCUACCUGUCUUCCUCCUGGAGGAUCAUUGGACGCCCCACGCUCACAUUUCCCAUUACGCAUAACAUGCUAGUUGAUGAUGGUGAGGGUAUUGACCCGUGUAUCCUUUCCACUCUGAGGAAGCUUCAGGAUGGAUACUUUGGAGGGGCAAGGGUUCAGAUGGCUGACAUUGCCAGCUUCCAGACUACCUCCUUCCACACAGAGCUUAGCUUCCUUGAUGACGACACCGAUGAUGACCUUCUGGAUGAGGAAGAAGAUGACGAAGAGGAAAGUUAUUUAACUUCAGGGAACUCCAAAGACAUGUUUGAUCAAUACCUCACCCAGCUGAUGCAGAGCACCGCCCACAAGUGUCAUCUCCCUCCAAUCCAGAGGGGGCAGCAGCACGUGUUCAGUGCUGAACACACCACCCGCGACAUCCUGUCCUUCAUGGCCCAGGUCCAAGGCAUUAACAUCCCCAAGGCCUCGAUGUAUCUUCCGGUGACUCCUACCAUGAACAAACACCGCAAAUCCCUCAACCUGCUGCCACUGCCCCAUCACCAGCAGGCCCAACACACUCCGCCUCAACAGCCCAAGGCCCACAGUACUUUAGACUUUCCCCUCCCCAGGGACGCUCAGGGCAACACAGACUUUGUGUCUCUGGUGAGACAGCUGAAGGAGUGUCCCACGCUGCAGGAUCAGGCAGAUAUCCUCUACAUCCUCUACGUUUUCAAAGGUGCUGAUUGGUUGGUGGACUUGGACGGCCAGGACGGGGCCAGUGUCAGAUGCCUCCUGGAGGAGCUGUAUGCCCUGGCUGGGGCCAAUAAGGAGUGGGGGCUGAUCAGAUACAUCUCUGGUAUCCUGAGGAAGAGAGUGGAGGUGCUGGCUGAGUCCUGUACUGAUCUCAUCUCCCACCACAAGCAGCUGACGGUGGGCUUGCCUCCAGAGCCCAGGGAGAAAGUCAUCUCAGCGCCUCUCCCUCCAGAGGAGCUCAGCUCUUUAAUUUAUGAGGCCAGCGGACAGGACAUCAGUGUUGCUGUGCUCACCCAGGAGAUCAUGGUGUACCUGGCGAUGUACAUGCGCUCCCAGCCGGCUCUGUUUGGAGACAUGCUGCGUCUCCGCAUCGGCCUCAUCAUGCAGGUGAUGGCCACAGAGCUGGCCCGCAGUCUACUCUGCUCAGGCGAAGAGGCUUCAGAGACCCUAAUGAACCUCAGUCCGUCAGACAUGAAAAACCUUUUGCACCAUAUCCUCAGUGGAAAGGAGUUUGGAGUGGAGAGAAGCGUGCGUCCUAUGCAGUCGUCCGCCACCAGCCCGGCCAUCUCCAUCCACGAGCUGGGUCACACCGGGGCCACCAAGACAGAACGCACCGGAAUCUGCAAGCUGAAGAGUGACAUGAAACAGUUGGAUGACUCUUCUCGUCCAGUCAGCAUCUGUAACAAUGCUUAUUCCAUCAGCAGCAAUGUCACGUCUCCUCGUUCCACGCGCUGCAGCAGCCCGUCCACACCGAGCGGCGUCCUGUCCCCCGUGGGAGCUGGGGGCCCGGACAGCCGCCUGCAGUGGGAGGAGCGCCAGGGCCAGUGGCUGAGGCGGCGGCGCUUGGACGGCGCCAUUAACCGGGUCCCGAUGGGCUUCUACCAGAAGGUGUGGAAGAUCCUGCAGAAGUGCCAUGGCCUGUCCAUCGACGGAUACGUACUGCCAUCCUCCACCACCAGAGAGAUGACGGAGGGUGAGAUCAAGUUUGCGGUGCACGUGGAGUCUGUGCUGAACCACAUCCCCCAGCCGGAGUACCGGCAGCUGCUGGUGGAGGCUGUGAUGGUGCUCACCCUGGUGGCGGAGAUGGAUGUGGACAGCAUCGGUGGAAUCAUCCUAAUGGACCGAAUCGUCCACAUGGCCAAUGACUUCUUCCUACAGGACCAGAGGUCCCACGGGGCUAGUGAGUAUUUCCUGGAGAAGGAUCCUGCCACAGGAAUCUGUAACUUCUUCUAUGACAGCGCCCCUAGUGGUAGAUACGGCACAAUGACCUACCUCUCAAAGGCUGUGAUUACAUACGUGCAAGACCUCCUACCACAUUCUACCUGUCUCAUGCAAUGAUGGAGUUGAUCCACUCUGCCAGGUGUGCUCUCUGGCCACAGACUGUUACCCAGAGGGACUAGUGAAAGUAAACAGGUAAACAAAAACACCUUUAUAUCCAUUAUUUACUUAAGUAUGUCCUUUAUUGUGACAGGUGUGCGCGUGCGUGCGCCUGUCUAUCUGUCACCGGAGGUGGGUUUCUGAUUUUGUCAGAAAUCAAGAGUCAUCCACUCCCCCUUGGAUUUCAAAUAACUGAAUUUAGUCCUUGUAAGGGAGUGAAUUAUUGUAGAUUUCAGAUGGAAGGGGUGGACACUAGAUUGCAGCUAAUUGAUUGACCACAAUCAGUUGUUUUUAAAUCAAAUAUUUUAUUUUCAGGGUGGCACUGUACUAAAAAUAUUUAUUAUUUUAAUUGUAAAGUGUAGCAUACUGCAUGUGUAAAUCAGAUCUAGUUACAAAACCUAAUAUACUGUGUGUGUAAUACCUCUGUUCAGGCCUGAUUUUAACUGUGUUAGAAGAAAAUAAGGAUGAAAGUUAUAUACAGUAUCUAUAAGCUAUGUUACUCUUUAUUGAAUGACCUCGAUUGUGUUCAUUUUAAUUCCACUGUAUUACCUUGAAUGCUAUUGGUUGUCUUGCCUAUAUUGAACUCAUCACUACUCUAUGAGUAAGUGUCCGUCUCCAUGUGCUUCUGGAGCAUGUAAACAAUAUAUUUGUAGAUGCUAAACACUUGUAGUUAUGUCAGUUCAACUGCAGUUCAACUAAUGUGAGCCAUGUAUUUCAGCCACUGGUUUCUAUUCCUGGAAGGACUGAUUGAGUUGAAGUUCCACAUUAUAUUUUAACUGUAUAUUUCCAGUUGGAUGUAGUUAAUACAUACAUACGAUUUCUAAAAAUAAAAGCAGUAAUAUUUCCGUUUGUACCAUAGGCUACAAUACAUUUCCUAAUGUCACUAAUUUUAGCAAUAUGACAUUCAAUAAUUUGAUAUUCCUACAGGCAUGACCUUGAAAUGACAGUGUCUUGUCUGAAAGUUUGACCAAGUUCAUAGCAUUUGAAUUCUACUAAGCUAUUAUGACAUCAACACCACAUUUUCAUUCUUAUUCAUGAUUGUUUUGAUUAAUUUAUGUACUCUACCUUUGUAAAAAACAAAUGUAAGAAAAUAUAUUAUAUGACAUCUGUCUCCCUUUCAAACAAACAAUAUUUAAUAACAAGGAUUAAAUUACUAACCUAAUCAUUGGUUCUUGUUUCUUUUCAACUUAUAAUGUCUGUAUAUUGCAGGCCUAGGUGUUUAACAUAUAGGACGAGAAUAAUAUUCAAAUACACAAUUAUCUUGUACUUUUAUUGCAUUAAUUAAUGAAUAAAUUGAAUAUUGUGAAUUGUUGAGGAAAUGACUGUUGUCAGAGAUGAGAUGGACACUAGAGUAAAAAUAAUAAAAUAAAUAAAACCUGU
This is a messenger RNA of Esox lucius (northern pike), 5246 nucleotides long. It is a transcript of the gene phka2, whose product is annotated as phosphorylase kinase, alpha 2 (liver). The record is from RefSeq and is a predicted model, not a curated record. Gene Ontology annotation, cellular component: phosphorylase kinase complex. The coding region runs from base 120 to 3827 and encodes 1235 amino acids. The transcript has 32 exons. Gene Ontology annotation, molecular function: calmodulin binding. Gene Ontology annotation, biological process: glycogen metabolic process. Lineage: Eukaryota; Metazoa; Chordata; Actinopteri; Esociformes; Esocidae.